Soboliphyme baturini is the source of this 1449-nucleotide messenger RNA. Lineage: Eukaryota; Metazoa; Nematoda; Enoplea; Dioctophymatida; Soboliphymatidae. The record is from the annotation of a GenBank genome assembly.
GGGCACAUCGGUCGCACAGAGCUUGGUAUGCGUCUGCUACCUUCGUGUUUUAUCCCUGCCGUGGUCAAAAUCGCUGAAGAGUGUCCCGUAUAUUCGGUUCGUGGGUGCGCUAUUUUUGUUCUCAAUCUUGUAUGCCAGAAUCAAGUUGGUGCUGAACGAUUAUUUUACCUCGGCUGGCCGAACAACUCUGAAAUUGAUUUCAGGUGGUCGAACGACCUGCUUUCUGUAUUUUCUCAGGAUUACUGCGAAAUCCAGAGAACAUUCUUUGAGGUUUACAGGACAUUCCAUAUGGAAUCGUUGCAGUCCAACAUUAAUUUCCCACAACACCCUGAAUGCCACAAAUUUGGCCGUUGUCAUUGUUGUGAAGAAUUGCUGCGGGGUCUAUCAUCACUGGAGAACACAGUUGAUGAUAACCCUAUCUUGAGCAUCUCAGUUAGCCUCAAAAUGACCCGUAUUUUGCCCGUUUUUGUGCGAUGCUGCGCCGAUGUCUGUCUCUCGUCAGGCAAUUUUUAUUCAACGAACAGCACUGGAAACGGCGGUACUGCUUUGCGAAGCCAUGAUGCUUACCAGAACUGCAUCACCGGUAUCUGUUCUCCAUCCUGUUGUCUUCUCGCAAAGAUUCAGUGUUGUCGCGUUCGACACCCUGAUUGCACCUGCGACGAGGAUAUCAAGUUUCUUUCGCAGAUUAACCGCAAUCGCAGAAGAUUUGGAAUCAUGAAAUGGAUCAAGACUACAGACGCCUAUGCGGAUGCAGAGAAUAGAUCGCCUGAUUUCACGUCGCGAUUCGGUGCACCGAGUUUAGCCAAGAUGGACAGACUUAACGAUCACGGCAAAACAAGUUUAGAACUACAGUACGUUAAACUCAGACUGCAUAAAGUUCCUGUAGCUCUGUUUUCUUCUGCAGCGUUUCAAGGCAACACCGCGUCUACCAAACCAUCCACGUUUGCUGCUUAUAAACCUUCAAAGAUUACUGAAGACGCCCGCAAGACAGAAAUAUUUUAUAUCGAUGGCCAUAUGAAGGAUAGAUGUUUGUCUUGCGAAGGUGCGAAGCGACCGUCGUUGGAAAGAGCAGCUGCGUCAGAUGCGGAAUGCCAUAAGGGUGUCAAAUAUUCGUUGUCGACGGACAAAACUCUGCCGUCGGAGAGCGUCUUCGCUCAGCAAACCCUUCGCAGAGAGGUCUUGCGAUUGGUGUCGUUGCUAACCGUUCGUCGAAGAUACGCAGAACGCGAAUUGCUCAGACUAAAGCAUGAAAAUCCACAAACCUUCUCAUCGCUUUGCCUCUAUUCAGACAUCUGCUAUGUGUUGUCUAAAUACCGAUUUUCGAUGCAGUCUCGGCGCUUUUCGCAUGAAAUAUUUUCAGAAGUUGACUUCUCGCCGUUGUGGCUUUGGCCAAAGCUGAUUUUGCAACUUCCCUACGUUCAGAGCCCAAAGCCAACUCUCAAGGAAUAA